Puntigrus tetrazona (Sumatra barb) is the source of this 1806-nucleotide messenger RNA. It is a transcript of the gene tmem50a, whose product is annotated as transmembrane protein 50A. Gene Ontology annotation, biological process: late endosome to vacuole transport via multivesicular body sorting pathway; protein targeting to vacuole. The record is from RefSeq and is a predicted model, not a curated record. The coding region runs from base 45 to 662 and encodes 205 amino acids. Lineage: Eukaryota; Metazoa; Chordata; Actinopteri; Cypriniformes; Cyprinidae. The transcript has 7 exons.
GCGCACGCUUUGGUUGGCAGGAUGCGCUCAGCCAAUGGGGACCGAUGCAGAGCGCACUGCGCAUGCGCGGCUCAGAGCCACUGUUUGAGACGGAAGACUGCGGAGUGCGUCUCCACAUACUGCGAAACACAAGAAAACUCAAGAAAAGUGCAGGACCGGGGCAGAUCAGAAGCAUGUCGGGGUUUCUGGACGGGAUCAGAUGCGGCGAUUGCGAGUGUAACGUGGACUGGGGCGAGAAGAGAAACACCAUCGCCUCCAUCGCAGCCGGCGUUCUGUUCUUCACAGGCUGGUGGAUCAUCAUCGACGCAGCGAUAAUGUACCCUAAAGAGGAAGAGUUUCAUCAUGCGUAUCAUACCUGCGGAGUUAUAGCGACUAUAGCCUUCCUCAUGAUCAAUGCGGUGUCUAAUGGUCAAGUGAGGGGCGACAGCUACAGCGAGGGCUGCUUGGGACAGACGGGUGCCAGAAUCUGGCUCUUCAUCGGCUUCAUGUUGGCGUUCGGGUCUCUCAUCGCCUCUAUGUGGAUUCUGUUUGGUGGUUUUGUUGUGACUGAAAAAAAGGAUUUGUCGGUGUAUCCCGGCAUCGCAGUUUUCUUCCAAAAUGCUUUCAUCUUCUUUGGUGGUCUGGUGUUCAAGUUUGGCCGAACUGAGGACCUCUGGCAGUAACGGAUCCAUUUCCUUCAAUCAAAUCCCACAGUCCAUCAACACACAAUUCCUCCGUACUUAUUGCUGCUUAUUUGCACUCUUUAUUUCUUUCUCUCCCCUUUUCAACUCCUCGGCUGACUCCCGUUCUUGAAUAUGUUCCCGCUUCCUGUCUUUGUCUCGUUUCCUGUGUGGCGCGGUGGGCGCCCGCAGAGAGAGAAUUGCGGAUCAAAUCAGUCUCUGCAGUCGAAAUGGACACGUUUAGACCUCGUCCUGCAUUUCUAAUGCAAAUGGCUUGUAUACAGUGAAAUCACAAUGAAAAAAAAAUGCAGACAGCGUACCGUCAAGCCAAUAUCUUCAGAGAAAAACUUUAAAAAAAAAAAAUAUUGUUACGCGAGUUUUUGAGCAUAAUCAAUAACCAAAAUGAGUGUGACUGGCUUUCAGUCUUUUCAGCUUCACUGUGUCUUUUUUUUUUUUUUUUUUUAAAUCAUUUAAAUAAAAGUCUCUUCUUUUUUGAAUAAGCCACCGAAAUUGUAUCUUUCGGUAAACUUUCAUUUCCGUGCAGUCGAGAACACGGCUCAACUUUCAGCCAGCUGAUAUCACAACAAGCUCUUUAUUCUACGUCUUACUUUUGUAAGAUUUUUUUUUUUAUAUAUCGCUUUAUGUGGUUUCCCAUGCUUUACGCAGCCAUUCAGUUGUUUAAUUUUUAAACUUUACACCGAUUGCACUGAGCACAAGCAGUUUCUCAUAGCCGAGCGUAACUAGAAACGUAUAUUCGCUGUCAAUAUUUUUCAUUUCUGUGCGACUAGUCAAACCAAACAGCCUAUUUCUUUUGAGUUUUUCUUGACUGUGGGAAGCCUGGUUAUAUAUUUUGUAGCUUUGGGAGCUUUAAGUCGACUCUCCUGUGUAUGUGUGGGCGAUAUGGGAGUUGUAUAAAAAUGUUAAUGUUUUUAAAAGCACAAUUUCUUAUUAUUUCAGUGGUUAUGGGAUGAAUAAGAUGAAAUGCGAGUCGACUCGACUCGUCAACUAACAAAUUAGAGAUUCUGUGAUUUCUACCUGUUAAAAAGAAUGUAACAUUUUAAUGUAAUCCGUGUCUCUCUUUCUGACAAAAAAGUAGCCGAACUUCAUCCAACUGUGGGUUUAAAUGAAUAAAAUUAUUGUAAAUAUG